This is a messenger RNA of Telopea speciosissima, 2051 nucleotides long. RefSeq names its product nucleobase-ascorbate transporter 6-like. Bases 227 to 1834 code for a protein of 535 amino acids. Gene Ontology annotation, biological process: transmembrane transport. The record is from RefSeq and is a predicted model, not a curated record. The transcript is spliced from 15 exons. Lineage: Eukaryota; Viridiplantae; Streptophyta; Magnoliopsida; Proteales; Proteaceae. Gene Ontology annotation, molecular function: transmembrane transporter activity. Gene Ontology annotation, cellular component: membrane.
GUAUUUCCGACUGUGAUGUUUUCCUUCGAUUUACAACUGGCGAUUGUUAUUAAUACUUUUCUGGGCAUCUAGUUUUCUUGUAGCAGUUUCAGUUUCAGUUUCAUAUAUAUUUUCCCCUCUUGGCGGUCUCUAUCAGUGCACCUUGUGGUCGGUGUCGAUUUUGCUUUUUUGAGAGUCAAAUUUCGGGGACGAGGAGGAGAAGGAGUAGUUGUGAGGAAGGAAGAUCAUGGCGGGAGGUGGAGGCGGCGCAGCUCCGGCGCCCAAACAGGACGAGUUGCAGCCACAUCCCGUGAAGGAUCAACUGCCCAACAUUGCUUACUGCAUCACCAGCCCUCCUCCAUGGCCGGAGGCCAUCCUCCUUGGUUUCCAGCAUUACCUGGUCAUGCUAGGCACCACAGUCAUCAUUCCCACUGCUCUUGUCCCUCAGAUGGGAGGAGGAAAUGACGAGAAAGCUAGAGUUAUCCAGACACUACUGUUUGUUGCUGGUUUGAACACACUGACCCAGUCACUGUUUGGGACUCGAUUGCCUGCUGUGAUUGGAGGAUCAUACACCUUUGUGGUGCCCACCAUAUCAAUAAUUUUGGCUGGUCGAUACAGUAAUAUUGUUGAUCCUCAUGAGAAAUUCGAGCGAACUAUGCGUGGAAUCCAGGGGGCUCUUAUUGUUGCUUCAACUCUUCAGAUAAUCAUAGGAUUCAGUGGUCUCUGGCGUAAUGUCACGAGGUUCUUAAGUCCACUGUCAGCUGUUCCCUUGGUAGCUCUAGCUGGUUUUGGACUCUAUGAGCUUGGUUUCCCUGGUGUUGCAAAAUGUGUGGAAAUUGGACUGCCAGAGCUCAUCAUAUUAAUUAUUUUCUCACAGUAUAUACCCCAUGUGAUACGCACCGAGAGGCAUGUAUUUGAUCGGUUUGCAGUUAUCUUCUCAGUGGUGAUUGUGUGGGUUUAUGCCCACCUCCUUACUGUGGGCGGAGCCUACAAGAAUACACCUCAAAAAACUCAAAUGACUUGCCGUACUGAUAAAGCUGGGCUUGUGGGUGCGGCUCCAUGGAUAAGAGUUCCAUAUCCAUUCCAGUGGGGAGCACCUACAUUUGAUGCAGGUGAAGCCUUUGCCAUGAUGAUGGCUUCGUUUGUUGCUCUUGUGGAGUCCACCGGCACCUACAUUGCAGUUUCAAGGUAUGCUAGUGCAACUCCAUUGCCACCGUCUGUUCUCAGCCGUGGAGUUGGUUGGCAGGGAGUUGCGAUUUUAUUUUCUGGGAUUUUUGGAACUGUAAAUGGGUCCUCAGUAUCUGUUGAAAAUGCUGGUUUGUUAGCAUUGACACGUGUUGGCAGCCGAAGGGUGGUCCAAAUAUCUGCUGGGUUCAUGUUAUUCUUUUCUGUCUUAGGAAAAUUUGGAGCGGUCUUUGCAUCCAUUCCUGCACCGAUUAUUGCUGCACUGUAUUGCCUGUUCUUUGCCUAUGUGGGUUCUGUUGGUCUGAGCUUCCUCCAGUUCUGCAAUCUCAACAGCUUCAGAACGAAGUUCAUACUAGGUUUCUCUGUUUUCAUGGGCUUAUCGGUGCCUCAAUAUUUCAAUGAGUACACAGCAGUUAAUGGUUACGGUCCGGUGCACACCCAUGCAAGAUGGUUCAACGACAUAGUCAAUGUGCCCUUCUCUUCUGAAGCAUUUGUAGCUGGCCUCCUGGCACUGUUCCUGGACGUGACAUUGCAUCGGAAAGACAGUGCGACGAGGAAAGACAGGGGAAUGCACUGGUGGGACAGAUUCCGGUCCUUCAAGUCAGACACGAGGAGUGAGGAAUUCUAUUCCUUGCCUUUUAAUCUCAACAAGUUCUUCCCAUCAGUAUGAUUGUGGAAUCUGGCCAUGGUUCAAAAGCUGUGACGUAGGCUUGUCCCCCAAUGUCUCCAAGGGGGAACACUGCAAUGCCUUUCUUGUUUUUUUUUUUAAAAUUUUUUUUUCUUUAUAUUAUUCCUCAGUCGUUCAGGCCAAUAGACAGUAGUGAUAUAAAUGAAUCUCUCAUUUUUAGUUGCUGUAAAUCAAAGAGGGGUUUAAAUGAAUUUCAAGU